Messenger RNA from Cercocebus atys (sooty mangabey), 3722 nucleotides. It is a transcript of the gene SGCG, whose product is annotated as sarcoglycan, gamma (35kDa dystrophin-associated glycoprotein). Gene Ontology annotation, cellular component: sarcoglycan complex; sarcolemma. The record is from RefSeq and is a predicted model, not a curated record. The coding region runs from base 1199 to 2158 and encodes 319 amino acids. NCBI's taxonomy places the organism in Eukaryota, Metazoa, Chordata, Mammalia, Primates, Cercopithecidae. Gene Ontology annotation, biological process: heart contraction; cardiac muscle tissue development. The transcript has 9 exons.
UGAGACAGGACUAAACUCGUGAGAGCGCUUUCUCCAGGGACAGUUGCUGAAGCUUCAUCCUUUGCUCUCUUUCUGUAAGUCAUGGAAAAGUUUGAAACAUUCUGUCUUCGGUAGAGCUCAGGCCGACAGUAGUUCAUUCGCCAGUGCACUUUUCUUAAUAGCUAAGCCUCUGUAGCAUCUGUCUGGCUUUAUUCUUCUCCAGACCUACUGCAGAGCCAGAUAGCUCUACGACGUUCUCAUGAGGAUUGCAGGAUCCAUCGCUUGCUGCUUUGGCCAUUUCGGAUUCCAGCUUCAUUUUUAAUUGUUUAUGUUACGCUGUAGAUAGUUUUACGGGAACAUUGGUACAGGAGUAUUUAGUAAUGUGUGGAUUGGUAAAGGUCUCAAGACUUUUCUUAGAAUCUGUGAAAAUCUCAGUGCCUACUCAACUUCAGUAUGACUGGUGUGUAGGACCACUGAGGAACGGGACAAAGGAGGGCUCGCUGUGCCCAAAGGCGUUUGUGCUUCAUCCUAAGCACCGGUGUGACCUUUGAACCUCUAGAAAAGGAGAGCAGCGCAGUCACAUGGGUGCUUUGAUAGGAUCACUGCAGUUGACAUGGAGAAUGGAUUAGGGACGGUGGAGGCGGCAGUGAAGGGCACCUUAAAACCCAGCUUCACCUUCGUGACUUGUUUAACUCUGUUUUUAAAAUGCUCAAUUGAUUUUACUUGAGAAACAUCUCUGGAAAGUCUAACAUCAAUGAAGAGGCUAUGAUUAAAAGUUUAGGCUAUGGAGCCAGACUGCCAUUUGACCUUGUAUGAAUUACUUCAUUUCUAUAUGUCUCAGUUUCUUCAUUUGUAAGGUGAGAGGAGUUGCAUUGUAGCAGCUACCAUUUUAGCAAGUAUCAAAUCUAGCUUAUAGAAGACAAUUAGAAAGUUUCUGACUUCUUAGUAAAUAGUAGCUUUCAUCGUCAUCAGAAGGUUUCUGACUUCUUAGUAAAUAGUAGCUUCCACGGUCAUCACCAUUCAAUGCACCCUCUUAUCCUGACCCCACGCAGCAGGGAAGUCAGGAAGACGGGAAAAUGACGGUAACUGGUCAGGAGCUUGAACCUGCUCCUCACAGUCCCCUAAGAAGACGCACCAGAAAGGAGCCCUAAGCAGGCAGGAGACUCCAGGCUGAGGCUAUUUCUGCCGUUUCUAUGGAGGAAGUUCUCUACACGCAGCCAUGGCUGCUCAGAAGCGGCGUGUGCAUUCCAGGAUGCAAAUAACCCUCCUGGCAUUCCCGGUGGCCGCCUGCCUAUCCCUAAUGAUGGUGCGUGAGCAGUACACUACAGCCACAGAAGGCACCCACAUAGAGAGGCCAGAGAAUCCGUAUGUCUACAAAAUUGGCAUUUAUGGCUGGAGAAAGCGCUGCCUCUACUUGUUUGUUCUUCUUUUACUCAUCAUUCUCGUUGUGAAUUUAGCUCUUACAAUUUGGAUUCUUAAAGUGAUGUGGUUUUCUCCAGCAGGAAUGGGCCACUUACGUGUAACAAAAGAUGGACUGCGCUUGGAAGGGGAAUCAGAAUUUUUAUUCCCAUUGUAUGCCAAAGAAAUACACUCCAGAGUGGACUCAUCUCUGCUUCUACAAUCAACCCAGAAUGUGACUGUAAAUGCGCGCAACUCAGAAGGGGAGGUCACAGGCAGGUUGAAAGUCGGUCCCAAAAUGGUAGAAGUCCAGAGUCAACAGUUUCAGAUCAACUCCAACGAUGGCAAGCCACUAUUUACUGUAGAUGAGAAGGAAGUUGUGGUUGGUACAGAUAAACUUCGAGUAACUGGGCCUGAAGGGGCUCUUUUCGAACAUUCAGUGGAGACGCCCCUUGUCAGAGCCGACCCAUUUCAAGACCUUAGGUUAGAAUCCCCUACUCGGAGACUAAGCAUGGACGCCCCAAGGGGUGUGCAUCUUCAAGCUCACGCUGGGAAAAUCGAGGUGCUUUCUCAAAUGGAUAUUCUUUUUCAUAGCAGUGACGGAAUGCUUGUGCUCGAUGCUGAAACCGUGUGCUUACCCAAACUGGCGCAGGGAACGUGGGGCCCCUCUGGCAGCUCACAGAGCCUCUACGAAAUCUGUGCGUGUCCAGAUGGGAAGCUGUACCUGUCUGUGGCCGGCGUGGGCACCACGUGCCAGGAGCACAGCCACAUCUGCCUCUGAGCUGCCUGCGUCCUCUCGGUGAGCUGUGCGGUGCCGGCCCCAGAUCCUCACAUCCAGGGAACAGCUGCACGUCGUGAAAGACCGAGGAAGCGUGGAUGGGAAGUAAACGCUUCCAGAGGAACUCGGAAAAACAAAUGUGCCAGUGAAAAAGUGUUUGGACAAAACUACAUGAUCUCCAAAUGCACGUGGAUGUGAGACACAAAAGUUGAAGAAAUGGAAAAGCAAUGUGUUUUUCCACUAGAUUAAUUUUCACCAGAACAAUUGUGAAUUCUGCCUCGCCUCCCCCAUCUUGUCCCUGUGGGCACACACUCGGUGUGGAGUUAACGUAUGACGCUCCACUGUGGCUAUCUAACGUCCUGUUGAGAGUAGCCUUGCUCAAUACUAAAAUGCCCCAAAGUUCUAUACAGCAUUUCCUUCACAGCAUUCAAACUUCACAUCCUCCCUUCAGUUCAAUGCAAGUAUGUCAGGUUUCACAAGAAAAAUUUCAAAUUUUGAAGGGUAUUUGAGGUUGAUCUGGUUUUCAAGAUGCAGUCAAAGGAAUAAAUCACACAAAAUUAAAUUUUCUGUAUAUAGUCAAUAAACAAUAAAAAUCAACCUCAUUUUUCAGAUUUCACAGUUUAAGGGUGUCUUACUUUUUUAAUGCUCACAAAUCUUUGAGGUAGGUAUUAUUUUUCCCCAAGUUACUGGUGGCAAAGGCUCAGGUAGAACACGUCACAAGAUCACAUGGUAACUACUGAAAUUAAACCAAAAGAUAACCCUCAAUUUGCAUAGCUCUUUACACUUUGAAAAAGUUUCACGUGCUGUGUCCGAAAUACCCGUCUAUGUGAUAAUUGUACAGAACUUAUCUGACAAACAAUGAAACUGAAGCCCAAAGAGGUUUUGUCUCUACCAAGAUCAAAGGGCUAGUCUGUGGUACUUGCCUCCACACGACAGACAAAAGUCUGGAUGUAACUUCAUAGAAGCAAGACACUCAGAGCUUGUAAAAAUGUUUAGUGCCAAUUGGCUAUGUAAGUUGCUAUAGAAAUCAAACAGGACACACUGAACCUCUGAAGACAGGUUCGUUUUGUGUAGGCCACCCGCUCACUUUGUAAAAUGCCUUCUAUCACAAAACGUGGUGGGAUUUGUUUUUGUUUUACUUAUGAUAAGAAGAAUCUCCAAACAGGUGUAGGGAGACCAACAGCACUGCCACUUUCUAAUGUUAUGACAUAUUAAUAACUAUAAAUACAAGUUCAAAUUCAUUUUCCAUAGUCUCAGAAUCAAGAGAAAGUACAAAAGUGAACUCUUUAUUCCUAAUGCUUAGUAAGAUGUUCAUUUAACAGCAUAGCCUGCUUAUAACAACUCCCUGAUGUUUAAAUGGCCAGAAUGCAUAAACACUUGAAACUGCAAAAUAAAAAUACAGUGCUUUCCAAGCAGUUAAGAGCAAACUCAACUCGGUGUAAUGCUCCUCACACUUCACAGGCGGUUGGGUGUUUUUACUUACAAAUUGGUAUUUACCUUUUUCCAUUUGGUUGAGUCCUGAGUAAAAACUGCUUUCUUACUGUGACAUUCCUAUUGUCAAAGUAAA